This is a messenger RNA of Hordeum vulgare subsp. vulgare (domesticated barley), 688 nucleotides long. RefSeq lists its product as uncharacterized. The record is from RefSeq and is a predicted model, not a curated record. NCBI's taxonomy places the organism in Eukaryota, Viridiplantae, Streptophyta, Magnoliopsida, Poales, Poaceae. The transcript has 5 exons. Gene Ontology annotation, molecular function: cysteine-type deubiquitinase activity; ubiquitin binding. Gene Ontology annotation, biological process: protein K48-linked deubiquitination. The coding region runs from base 122 to 478 and encodes 118 amino acids. Gene Ontology annotation, cellular component: nucleus.
CCGCACCCCCGUAGACCAUAGCACAGCCCCCACGCCCCCGCACCUCCUCGCCCCGGCGCCGCCAGCCUCCUCGCGUGUCACCCUCGGCACCUCCGCCCUCCUUGCAGCGCUGACCCUAAGCAUGUGGAGGCGGUGCAGCUGCACAGGGCCCCCAAUCGUUAAGGGCCCCGACUCAGGAGUGGACCAUCUUGAUGUGUAUUCUGAAUUUAGACCGGUGACUGGAGAUGGGGACUGUUUCUACAGGAGCUUCAUAUUUUCCUACCUUGAGCAAGUUCUUGAUAGACAGGACACACUUGAGGAACACCGUCUCCUUGAUGCUGUUAAAAGAGUGUCUUUGCAACAUGCAGAUCUUAGAUGGACCUCUGAAUUUCCCAGGAGCUACAGAGCAUUUAAGAAGCUUAUUAAGAAGGUAAAGAGAUGGAAGAGGCAUGGCAGGUGGAAGUGGAAUAUCAUAGCAUCAACUAGCAGGCGGCAAUGACAAGAGCAUAUUGUGUGGAGGAAGAGAUGAGAAGAAUCUUGUGCUUCUCAUCCAAUCUUUGUGGAACUCUCUUUAUGUGCGAUUGUGCACUUGUUGGGUCCUUUUUCUCUGCACUUGUUAGGUGUUGAACCUUAAUGCGUGGAGUCGAUGGAUGAUGUAUUAUAUUUGAUGUGAUAUGCUAUUGAAAUGAAAUAUACAUUUUAUUUGCAA